Aspergillus bombycis is the source of this 1368-nucleotide messenger RNA. Its product is annotated as F-box protein. The record is from RefSeq and is a predicted model, not a curated record. Gene Ontology annotation, molecular function: protein binding. The transcript has 3 exons. The coding region runs from base 1 to 1368 and encodes 455 amino acids. Lineage: Eukaryota; Fungi; Ascomycota; Eurotiomycetes; Eurotiales; Aspergillaceae.
AUGUCCAUCUUCGUGUACACGUUUGGCCCACUCUACGGGGACCAUUCCAUGUGUGCGUUGUGUCCCGCGAGGAUCGACCAUCGAGUGGAUGCUCCUCUUUCGCAACGUACCUUUCGCGUUAUAUGGAGAACCACGGGUCAGUAUGAGCUAUCUGGGGUUGGUCUACGAAGCGUACAGGAUCGAUUCGUCGGUUUCAGGGUACCACGCGAUCGACACAAGCGAUGGGAUACGAUGGAAGAUGACUAUGUGACGUUGUCCUUGCCAUGGAAGUGGAGAGACGACCUAGUGCUCUUUCAUGAGUUGUGUUGGGAACGGCUGGAAGAUCACUUCAAUCCUGGUGAGAUUAGACUAGGCACACUUUCUUGGAUACUAUCUUAUUUCCCACGUCAUGGGACGGACUCCCAUCGGUAUGUUUCAGGGGGCUUUAGUGUUCUACCAACGGAACCACCGUUUUAUCAGCCUUCCCUUGAGCAGUUGCUACAACGAGGGGUUCGGAUACCAGAUCGCACACCAGAGGUGGCGACCCAAUUUGCCCACCGGCGAAAUUCCACCGAUCCAUUCACAGCUCUGCCUUUGGAGAUCAAAGACAUAAUUGCGGAGCAACUAAGUACCCGUGACAUCCUAAGGCUCCGGACGGUUUCGCGUGCGAUGGAAGGAAUCUUCUUCAGUUCUAGGUUCUGGCGAGCACGGUUCGAGAUCAAUGGCGAACGGGGCUUUCUAUACCGCAUUGUAAGAGAGUCUUCUAGAGGAACAGGUGAUGGCCUCGACUGGCAACAUCUGUAUCAUAGCACGUCCACGCUACCUUGGAAUGAGAAAGUGAAUGCAGGGCAGACACGCCUCUUGGACGUUCAAGGUAGAGCCUUGCAGCACUACCACAACACACGCUGGGCGGGAACAAAGGUCGAAACCGUGGACAUACCUCCCAAGCUGGCAAAGGUCGGAGUCUCUAUACUAGCUGAUGACAACCAAGGUAUAUUCAUCACUGGACUGGAGUUCUACAGCGAAGACGGGUUCAGUGAGUCCGUUGGCUAUAAGACCCCCGGUGCCAGGACGCGAACAGAAACAGAGAUGGCAUCGCGAGUUCAACAUCGAUACCUCAGCGGCUAUUCAUCCAUGAGUGGAAAGAGGGAUCUCCACCCAUUACAGGACUUCUAUCGAUCACCAGGCUUCCAUGUACUGAUGGAUGCAACAUCAUUGGAAGGAUUUGAGAUAACAAAAACACCAAACGGCAUUCACGAUCUUUGUCUGCUCCGUCAGGGUCAGUCGUUAAACUCAUCCCUUUCCAACGAUGCUCCAGGGGACUGUCAAAGACUUCACAUGACCGAGUUGAUAUCUGUGGUCGCUACGUCUGACAUAUAUGUAUGUUGA